UGGCCACGAUUUCUGAUGUUGUCUAGGCAACCUCGGGGAGGGGGACCUCCAUCCCCGCCUCUUAUCCCUUCCCUUCCCUCCUCAGACCCCGGAGUGACGCGACUGAUGGGUGCUGGGCCUGGGGGGAUGGAGGUUCUGCUUUCCCAGGCCCGCCCCAGGAGGAGAUGGCCACCUUCUCUAGGUCUGCAGACUGUGCUGAGACCCCCACCCUCUUGUCUCCCUGGCUAUGUACUUCUCUGUCCCAGAGACCCUCCCCCCGACACAGGCACAGACACUCACCUGAGGCCAUACUGCCGGAACCCGGAGGGGCGGGAGACGGACCUCGGCGGACCUCGGCGGACCUCGGCCGCUGAACUAGCCUCGAAGACCCCGGGGAGUCCCGACUUCCAGCUGUCUGCUCAGGAGGCGAGCAGGCCACGUGCUCCCCAGAGAGCAGGACCCGGAACUCGUCUGUGCUUCUCUCAACACUCUCUGGGUGUUCAGGAUCGGACUAUCGUAGCUGGACUGUGGUGGAGUCACGCAACAGGUGCGACCCCACCGAAGCCUAGCCAGCGCCUCAGGGCGUCUCAGCCGCCCCAGGCCCCACUGUGCCCGAGGCCCCGCCCCCUCCGGGCAGGCCCCGCCCCCGCCGUGUUCCUCUUCCCCUCGCCACGUGGGCAGCCGCCACUCCGCAGUUAGCCAGGCGGGUCUUGGGCAAGCGUUGUGCGUCAGCUUCCUCAUCAGUGAAAUGGGGCGGUGUAAUUGCACUCAAGGGAGUUGUUCUGAGCAUGAAACGUUAAGCACCUUUGCACGAUACCUGGCACAAAGUCGAUGGCCCAUAAAAGAUAACUAAUAUUG
Felis catus (domestic cat) is the source of this 837-nucleotide messenger RNA. Its product is annotated as basic salivary proline-rich protein 1-like. Bases 16 to 678 code for a protein of 220 amino acids. The transcript has 3 exons. NCBI's taxonomy places the organism in Eukaryota, Metazoa, Chordata, Mammalia, Carnivora, Felidae. The record is from RefSeq and is a predicted model, not a curated record.